Pectinophora gossypiella (pink bollworm) is the source of this 9647-nucleotide messenger RNA. RefSeq names its product cytadherence high molecular weight protein 2-like. The transcript has 21 exons. The record is from RefSeq and is a predicted model, not a curated record. Lineage: Eukaryota; Metazoa; Arthropoda; Insecta; Lepidoptera; Gelechiidae. Bases 174 to 9572 code for a protein of 3132 amino acids.
UUGUGACAGUUGGUUGAAGACUAAAAAAAACGAGAAUUUAAACUGCAACGGCGAAUAACAACAUUUUUAUUUUCGAAAAUUGUUUGUUUUUAGUUCAAAUGGUUUCUUUAACAAUAUAACAGAAAGCGAGGGGUUUAUGAAUAAUAAAAUUGCUCACGAUUAACUCCCAAGUCAUGUUACACAAAUGGAAAUUCAUUCUUACAAAUUGGAUAAACUGCUACUUCAACAACUCAAAGACAGAAGAAUGUAUCUCAAUAGAUACCCUUCUCACAAUAAUAUCCCAUUUACACAAAAAAAGUUUGGACGAAUCCAAAUCUUCGAUUUUAGAAGCACAAACAGUUGAAGAGUUCAUUCUAGAGAAGUAUCCGGAAUUCAAAUUUGAGGAUGGAACUGUUGAACCGACCAAUGAGGAGGAAGUUUACAUUGUUGCGUCGUUGCUGUUGUUUUUUGUGUGUGUGAACUCUAAGGAUGUGGAUAUAAAACACGCAAUGUGCAGCAAACUGAGCCCCGAAGACCAGGAGACCAUUAUGAAGUUUAGCAAAUGUUUGAUGGAGUGCUCUCCUGUCACAUGCAGGGAUGUCUUGGCAGCUAUCAUAGAGGCUUGCGGGGAAGAUAUAGCAGCGGGCUCACACGCGACCGUGGGCGUGACGGAGACACCGCCGGCGCUGCGCUCGCUGCACGGCGAGCUGCGGCGCCUGCAGGCCGCGCUCGAUGCCGAGCGCUUCGAUCGCAACUAUCUGCAGGAGGAGCUUGCGCGGACCAACCGCGCCAUGGAGAAACUUGUGAAAGACAAGGAACAAUACAAGCAAGACAUAAUGGAGCUGAAGGCGCGGAUCUCGCUGUGCUGCGGGCAGGAGGCGGAGGCGCACAGCGCGGACGGCGCGGGCGAGGGCGCGGCGAGGCUGCAGCGGCAGUUACACGACGCUGAGGAACGAUUGGUGCAUACACAGGAGAUGCUGGACGACAUAACCUACGAGAGGGACACUUACAAAGCUAAGGUGGAAGAACUAAAGCAAGAGCGCGACAAAUGGUUAACGGUGAGCCAGGAGGAGACGUCUCGCGCGUGUCAGUUAGCUGAAGAAUUAGAAGUGGAGCGACGCCGAGCGAUGGCGUUACAUGAGCUGGUGGCAGAGUUACGACAGCACAGGAAGAACAACGGGCUUGAUACCAGUCAGUUCGAGUGCGAUGACCCCGACGCUAGUCUGCACUCCCUCCACAAUGCCUCGGUUUGCAGCGAAGCUUGCGCCAAUGUAAUUGAAGUUCAACUAAGUGAAGAAAGAGCAAAGAUUGUAGUACUAAAACAACAAAUUGACAGUUUACAGGAUCAAUUCAAAGAAUUAAGCCAGAAAGCAGAAAACGAAAAGAUGUCCCUUGAAGGUAUCAUAUCUGAAAAGGACAAUGAUAUUUUCAACCUAAAACAUCGUAUCAAUGAAGAAAUUGAGGAGAAAAACAAUAUGAAAGCCCAAUAUGACGAUGACAUCAGCAAACUCAACAACGAGAUGAAUGAAUUGGAACAACGAUUGAAAGAAAACACAGAGAACUCAAGAGCUUCUAUUGAACAGAAGAUGCAAGAAAUACAAACACUACAGGAAGAGAAGUUAUCCUUGCUCCAAAGUCUGUCCGAUGAGACAACCAAGCUUGAAACCAUUAUCAAAAACUUAAAAACCGACAUUGAAACUGAGAAGAACAUGAAAUCUAAAAUGAAAGAAGAUUAUGACAACCAGUUAAUGAAGCUAAACGAAAAAGUACUCAAUAGGAAUAAUGAACUUGUCGAACUACAAAAUAAAAUUUUCGAGAAUGGUGACGUGAUCGAGAAAUUACAAAUGAGCCUUAAGAAGGAAAAGGAAAUAAAUUCCGAACUUUCUAAUAAAUGCAAUAAUGACAUCGCGCAACUGAACGAAGAGAAGACAACACUCGAACGUAAUUUACACCAGAAAACUGAGGAAGCUAAAGAACUGCAGAAGCGUUUGCUACAGAAUGUGGCUGUUUUCGCGGAAUUCAACAAAGAAAUAGACGAUUUGAAGGCAGCUAACGAAGACUUAGUUGAGAAUUAUAGGAUAUUGGAAGAUGCGAAAAAGUCAUUGUUGGCUGAGAUCCGGCAAAGAGAUGACGACGUCGAGGGAAUAAGAAAAGAAAUAGAAAAUAUUACUAAUAUUUUCAGUGAGGAGAAAGAUAAAUUCGUACGGAACGUAGAGGAGAGAAACACAACCAUAAAUGCACUGCAAAUCCAAUUGCACGAUGAGAUUCAGUAUAAGAUCAGAUUAGAAAGUGAAUUACAACACUUAAUGCAGGCUAAAACAUUGUUGUCCGAAGAACUUGCAGAUCUGAGCAAGUCCCUGAAUGUUUGCAAGGCGGAAAUUCAGGAUAAGGAUCGUACAAUCUACGCGUUAGACUUGUACUUGAAGGAAGAAAAGCACAUCAACAAAAAUCUGAAGGCCGAAAAUGAAAAAUUGAAUGAGGACUUGAAUAAACUUAGUACUGCAAUUUCCGCGAAAAGCAGCGAGAUGAAUAUGUUGGAGGAAAAACUUGAGAAUGAUUCAGUUCGCUUUGAAGAUGAAUUACGCAAGAAGGAGGAGGCUCUAGAAUUGACAAAUGAAAAACUUCUAGUUGAAAUGCAAGAGAAGGAAGUGUUACAGGGUUUAUUGAUAACAAUAAACGAAGAAAAAGAUCUUGCGUAUUCAGAGUCGAUGGAGAGACGUAGGGAACUAGAAGAUUUGCAAGUGGCAUAUACUAAUUUGAGUCAAGAGAUGGAACAAAAUGUCAUAAUAAUCGAAUCAUUGGGAAAUAAGAUUGAAAGAGAAACUAAAAAAUAUUUACAGCUUGAAAUAGAUUUUGAUAAACAGACGUCUAAUAUGAUGGCUAAACUUAACGAUACUGAGAAGAAGCUCAAAGAAGUUAGCGCAAAAUCUAAAGUUAUAGUUGAAGACAAAAGGUUACAAAUAGAAACGCUUAAAAUUGAAUUUGCAAACCUGAAUAAAACAAUAGAAGCUGAACGUGAAAACAUGUCAGUAGUAGAAAAUGAACGCGAGGCGUUAAAACAGAAGUUAGAUGAAGAAUUGUGUUACAAAAACAAGAUUGAAAAAGAAUAUCAAAAUCAAUGUGCAAUGGUGGAAAACCUUACGUCUCAGUUUACUGGAGAAAUUGCCUUGAAAUCUGAUGAAAUAAUCGCAUUGAAAGAUGAAGUAGAGAAGUUAUUAAAAACAGUAGAAAUAAAAACUGAAGAACUCAAAAAUAUGGAAGCGAAAUUGGUUCAGGACACAGACGCUUCAAGGGAGCUAGCCUACCUGAAGGGUCAGGAGAUCAAAAAGUUACUGCAAAAGAUUGAGGAACUAGAAGCGUUCAAUGAUGAGUUGGAACAAGAAUUGAAGAAAGAAGUCGCAAGUAAGAUACAAGCAAUAGAUGCGUUGCAGAGAGAAAAUGAACAGUUACAUUUCACCAUUGAGGAAGAUAAUAGCAAUCAUGAAAUUAUGAUAAAAGAAAGAGAUAACAUCAUCGAAUGUUUGGAAGAGCGUGUUAGAGUUAUCACUGUUCAACUAGAGUCCCUUCGUAAAGAUUACGAAACUAGUACUCUGACAUGGGAGAAGACUAAGGUUGACAUGCGAGAGGAGCUAGACGACAAAGACAAUGAAAUCGAAAAAUUAAAGGAAGAUAUUUGUUUAUUGCGAAACGAAUUAGAUCAAAACGUCUUCAACGCUGAGAAAGUUGAAAGUGACCUAAAGCGGCAGGUAGAAGAAAUCAUAAGACAGAACAGUGAUGCUGAUUCUAAAAAGAAGGAUCAGAUCAAGAAAUAUAUUGAGGAGAUUAACCAAUAUGAAAUAAGAGUCAUUAAUCUUGAAAGAGAUGAUGAAGCUUUAAGAGUUGAGUUGAAAAAUGAAAAGGCAGCCAAGGAGAUACUUGAAAAUGAAAAAGCAGGUCUUCUUAAACGAAAUGAGAGUUUAAUCAGAGAAUUAUACCAAGAACAAUCGUUAUCGCUGGAACUUAAGGCUGAAAAGAAUGCUCUGCUACAAGAGAAAUCGAUGUUGACUGAAGAAUUACUGGGAGAAAAAUCUGCAAGACAAAUAUUAGAUGAAAAACAACAAGCUAUUUUAUCAGAGAAGCAAGUUCUGGAGCAGCAAUUAUUUGAAGAAACAACAAUAAAGAACAUGUUAGUUGAAGAAAAGGACAAUCUUACUGCACAACUUGUAGAGGAAAGAAAUAUUAAGCAACAGUUGGAGCAUGGGGAGAUAGGUUUGCAAGAAGUGACGGAAACGUUACAACACAGAUUAAAUGAAGAGUUGAGGCUCAGAAGUAACCUCGAAGAAGAAAGAGAUUACCUCAUACGGGAGAAAAAUGACUCCAUUGAGACGUUGGCUCAGUUGAAUCAGCAAAUAGCUAUGGAGACUGCUGCUAAAGAUCUUUUACAGGAAGAGGUAAACAGACUAACCGAUAGUUUGAAAGAAGAAAUCUUAUCGAAGGAACAGGUGUGCAAAGAGAAACAAACUCUUUUUGAUGAGUAUAGUUGUUUAAAGAAAGAGAUUGCAGACCUUAAACUUAUUGAAGAAACCCUUACACGUGAAAAGGAACAAUUGAAUAAAGAAAAACAGCUUCUUCAGGAUGAAAGUAGUUCUUUAAAAGAUACUAUUAGCGAACUGAAUUCAAAUAAUGAAAGUCUAUUACGUGAUAAAGACUUAUUGUCUGAACAAAAUCAUAACUUGCAAAGUGACAUUGAGAGCCUUAGAAACAGUAUUGUUGAGCUUCAAACGAUCCACGAUAACAUGUCUGAAGACAAACAAAGUAUAUUUGAUGAAAACAGUUCCCUUAAAAUCAACUUUGCACAAUUGCUUGAAGAAAAACAGAAAAUGUUUGAUGAAAACAAUACUCUGAAAAAUGAUAUUGUCAAACUUAAAGUGAUCCAAGAUACCCUUACUCACGAAAACGAGCAUUUCUGUGAAGAAAAACAGUCUCUUUGUAAUGAAAACACUAAUUUAAAAAAUGGUAUUGAAGAACUUAAGGCUGUUCAAGCAACUCUAACAAGCAACAACGAACAAAUAAACGAAGAAAAACAAAAGUUAUAUGAUGAAAAUAGUUCCCUGAAAGACGCCUUAUCAGAACUGAAGAUAUUGCAUGAAAAUAUCACCAUAGUAAAAGAAGAAUUAGACAAAGAAAAUCAGAGUGUGAUUAAUGAAAAUAGUUCUCUGAAAAAUAACAUUACGGAAUUGAAUACGAUUAAAGAGAUGCUUAUACAUGAUAAAGAAGUACUUGGUGUUGAAAAAGAGACAUUAAUGCAAAAUUUGAGUGUAGAGAAAGCUGCUCGCGAUGAAUUGGAGAGUGAGAAGAGCUCAGUGUCUGACACUCUUAAAGAGCUCCAAGAAAAGUUUGAAAUUGACAUGAAAGUGAAAGAGGAACAACUAUCAACAGUAUCGUCUGAACUCCAACAAGUGAAACUAGAUGUGAAAAAACAUGAAGACAAACAUUUAAAUAUAGUGUCAGUCGUAGAAAGUGGUUUUGGGAAGCUUUUGCAGAAUAUUAAGGGAGAGAAGAUUGAUAAUGAUGUGUUGCAGAAAUUGAUUACUGUUGAGAAUGAAGAAGGCAUGUCUAUAGAGGAGAAAUGCCAUCUUCUUAUCAACGUAGCGGAUACACUAAGAACAGAAUUGUCGGUUAGACAAAACCUGGCGAUGGCGUUAGAACAUGAGAGCACAGCAGUAGAUGAGUUGAAGGAUAUUAUUAAACAGAAAGAGAUGCAAGUGUUCGACCUUCAAACAGAGGUAAAACGAUUGCAACAGGUUGUCUAUGAGAACCAAGUUGAACUGUCAAAACAAACGGAAAUCUAUAACACGACAAUGGACGCUAAAGUGAAAAAUAUCCAGACGUUACAACAAGAGAACAAAUCUUUGAACAACGAAUUAAAUGAUGUGAAAGUGCAGCUCGAAGUAAAAGUCCAUUCUUUGAAGGAGAAGCUGAUUGACAAUGAGAAUUUGACGGACAAAUUGAAGAAGACUUACGAGUGUCAGAUCGAAAACUUAAACGUAAUGAUAACUAAAUUGACAAGUUACUUGAAAGAGAAAACAGCUGAAUUAGAGUCUUUAAGAAAGGAGAAAGAUAAAUUGCAACAAGUUAUUGAUGAGAACAAUAGAGUUGUAACAUCCCUAGAAGAAGAAGUGAAAAUUCAGAAGCAGAAUCAAGAGAAGCUUAUAAGCGAUUUUGAAUCCGAGCGACAAGUAAUUAAAAACAUGGUGACUGUCACUGAAUCUAUCAUGGAGGAUCAGAAAGUAAGCCUCACCAAAGUAAUAAGCGACCAUGAGAAAACCAUAGAAACAUUACAAACAGAGAAAAAAGCUUUAGAAGAACUAAUUGAAGCUACUAAUAAGAAAGCCGACGAACUUGUACAAGAGAAGCAAGUCGCCUUCGAAACAGUAUUCAAAGAACUAACCGAAAUAAGAAAAGAAAAAGAGACCAUCGAAAAAGAAAUGACUAUAAACAAAGAGUUUUUGAACAAAGAGAUUGCAAUGCUCAAAGAAGAAUUGACGUCUAUAUCAAGUAAAACAGAGUCGUUAGACGUGCAAAAUAAGGUAAUUAUGAAAGAAAAGAAACAGAUUCAGAAAGAGCUGCAGAGAGAGGUGGAAGCUUUGAAGGAGGAAAUAAAGGCAAAAGUGUUGGUUAUUGAAAAGUUGGAAACACGAAAUGAGGAGUUGAAUAGUGUAAUUGAUAAGUUAAAAGAUGACUUACUAUGCCUCCAAGAGAAAGACAACGAACUGAAAAUAAAAAAGGAUUCCUUAGAAUCUGAACUUCUGAAUAGAAUUGAAAAAUUAACUAAAGUACUUAGCGAUGACACAGCUAAGAACGACAAAUUCAAAUCAAAACUUCAAGAAAAGCUGCAAUCGAAAUCUGCUGUACAAGAAAAGGUCAAGGUUCUUACUGACGAAAUCAUAGACUUGGUGAAUGAGAAGAAUGAGUACAUAUCCAAAUUGGAUGAAGUGAGGGCCGAUUGGGAAUCUAGUGAGAUCAAAGCAAAAGAAAAGAUUGACUUGCUGAAAAUGGAGAACGCUAACCUACAUGAAGUUAUUGAAGAUAAUAAAACUGUGAUAUACAACUUGGAAACGCUAGUGAAAAGGGAAUUGGAGCAUAACCAGAAACUCCGCGAAGACAACACCAGCGAAAAACUGAACAUCGAGAACAAAUGUUCUCUCUUACAGGAGUACCAGACUAAAGCAGAAAAACAGCUGCAAGACAGAGAUAGAGAGAUAUACUCGCUGAAAGAGCAAGUCAAAACCGAAGCGAAGUUAGCGCGGGACAUCGAGAAUUUGAAGGAAGAACUGACUCAGAAAGACGCGAUGGUAGCUAAGAUAGCUCGGGAUAAGGAUGAAGUUAUCAACACGUUGAAUAAGGAACUAGUCGAUGAAAAGGCGAUUAGGGAACAGUAUCAAAAGCAGUUAGAAGCUAAGACAGUGACUGUGUAUGAACUGCGACAGAAGUUGGAAGAGGUUAAGAGUGAGGCUGAAGUGCUGGAAUCUAUUAAGAAAGAGAAUGAAGAAUUGAUCAAAGCUGUUGGCCAACGAGAGACAUUUGCCGCGAUCCAAGAAAGGUUAUCAAGCCACAAACUCUCGAGCCAAACCGAGAAGGACCUGCGAGACCGGCACCAGGUUAGCACCCCCACCUCAGAUCUCACUCACUCCUCCAUGGAGAGCUUCAAAACCAUCACUGACUUAGAAAAGAUCAUUCAUGACAAGAACCGCACCAUUACCGCUCUACAGAGCGACAUCACCUACCUGAAAUCACUAAUGGCAGACUCCGAAAACAAACUGUUGGAUGUGACCAAAGAACUUGAAAUAACAAAGGAGAAUUGCGAGCAACUCUCGUGCCAACUGAAGAAGAUCGUCCAUCAAAAGAACGAAGAGAUCGCGGAUUUGAAAAAACAAGUCUCAAAGAUGAGUGUCACCGAAAACCGAGCUAGUCAAAUCAUUAAAGUCUCGGCGAAGUACCAGGCAAUCAUACUGAAGAGGAUUGCCGAAAUUAAGUCCAAUACGAUACUGAAAGAAUUGACCAACUUCGGCAACACAGCCAAUUCUGAUAGCGAGCUAAAACGGAGCUUGAACACCGGCGCCAUCACUAUGGAGGAUUUGGAAAACUUUUUGGAAACCACGGACAGACAUCUGAAGCGAUGCUCCGAAAAACAAGUGCUGCUGCAGAAAGAGAGAGAUCGAUUGAUUGAAGUGAACAGGAUUAACGAAUCCGAAAUUAUAAAUUUGAAGAAGUUUUUGACUGAGCUGUCAGUUAGUUUCAAGACUUUCAGUUCAAUUAAGGAUUUGUAUUCGCAAAAGCUGAGCAGGGUGGUGUCCGUGCAAAGGACGGUGAGACGCGAGAUAUUGGGGCUCGAGGGCCACGUGACGGACGCCAUGAUGUGCAAGUUGGAGCGCGGAUACGCAGCUGUCAUGCAGGACUUGUCUGAAUGUUCCAUGAACCUGGAGAGAUGGGUGGAGCGGUGCAUUGCGAGGACGAUUUCGGCUGAGAAGAUAAAACAGGCCUUCAUAAAUGAGACCGAGCGAGCGUCCAUGGCUCCCUCGAGUUACCAGAACGCUAGCCUCGAGGUGCAGCUGGAUGAGCUUGAGAACUCGUUCCAGAAGCUUCUAGAAGAAGUGGUGCGAGCUCAGAAGGGCGAGGGCGCGCGCGAGCCGCAGGCCGUGACCGUGAUGGAGGUUCGCGCCGAGUACGAGGACAAACUCAACCGAAUGAAGGCUAAAAUGAAACAACUGUACCAGGAGCAGAUUCAAGUGUUUAAAGACAAGCAAAGGGAAGAGAUAGCGACGUUGGAGCGUGAGCUGCAGAAGACACGGGACCGGCUGGCGGAGUCGAGCCGCGCUUAUGAGGAGCAUAUAAAAGCGUUGACGACUGAGUUGUGGAGCGUCGGCGAGAAGUUCCUUAUGAAGAAGGACGAAGCUGAGUGGCUGAGGAAGAAGCAGCGGUCAGGCUCGCUCAUGUCGUUGCAGCAUGUACAUUCGGCCGGUUUAGUUCCGAACCACGAAGAGCCUCCGUCGCGUCCAUCAGAUACUCACUCGCUUCGCUCCCUACCCGUGCAUACUGGCAACGCUCGCGAGAAACGCGAAGGGCGCGGCUUGCACAUGUCAGACGAGGAGGGCGAGGUGUUCGACAACCGCUGUCUGAAGGAGCUGGCGACGCCGCGUCGGGAAUCCAACGCGGGACAGCGGCUGUCGGAGCUGCGCUGGAGGAACUCGUUCUGCCCGCCACACCUCAAGAGCUCCUACCCGGCGGAGACGCAGUUCGCACACGCAUUCGAUGAGGAUGAUAUUAAGAAUGCGGGAGCGGUGAGUAUAGGUCGAGCCAGUACCCUGCAGAGGAAGGAAGUCGGCAUUACGGCCUACAAGAAGCCUGGCCCACCCACGCCCAGCAAGCAAGCUGGUCGGCUCUCAGCCACGGACUCGGAGUUGCGGGAAUCCCUCCGCGUGGAGGUGGAGCCGGCCGCGGCGCGUAAGACCAGCACUCCCUCGCGCCUGCGCUCUCUCUUCCGCUCCGGACGUAGCGACGCUGUUGAUGGAACCCCUCGCAGAAGAUUGAGUAACAUUUUUAGAAAGAAGUAAUUACUGGAAGUAUUGUUGACUUUAUAUGCAAUUGUGGAUGGAAAUUAAAAUUAUUAAUUUAUUUUUUACUCCUCA